Messenger RNA from Beta vulgaris subsp. vulgaris (sugar beet), 1665 nucleotides. RefSeq lists its product as hypothetical. The record is from RefSeq and is a predicted model, not a curated record. Bases 295 to 1311 code for a protein of 338 amino acids. Lineage: Eukaryota; Viridiplantae; Streptophyta; Magnoliopsida; Caryophyllales; Amaranthaceae. The transcript has 5 exons.
UUAAUUUCCUAAUAAAAAAAAAAAAAUAGAGACUAGAUUUCUAACUUGGUCGAGCUCUGCUCGCUCGUCGAAACACGUUUCACCCACCACGCGCUUCGAGCUCCCCUUCUUCCCCCUCCAAAGAAAAAGAGCUUUAAAAAGUUAGUUUUUAUCCACCUCCUCCAAACCUCUAAUCAAAUCCAAAUCCUCAAUUUUCAUCUCCCUCACCCUCACUCUUCCUCUCUCCUCCCACCACUCGGCGGCAACUCCAGGUCCUUGAACUGGGUAAAUGGUUUACUGUUUGACGUAGAUGAAAUGGUUUUGGUGACCCAUCAUACACAGAGUUAUUGUGCUGCAGUUCCUCUAAGAACUUUAUCGUGGAGCAAAGGAAUAAGGUUAAGGCAAAAUAUUGUCCGAUUUCAAACGAUUUUACAAACUGAUAGGUGUAUCUCACUAAAGCAUGCUUUUCCUUUGAGGCCAGUACUGAAAUGUGUGCGUGAAGCUAACAGAAAAUCAUUACAAAUUUCAUCCUUCAAAGGAAAUAUCCAAAAUGAGAAAACAGAAGAUGCGUCAAAUAAACCAACAUCACCUAAAAGCUCAGUCAAAGUCUCUUUCCUCCCACAAGAAAGGGAGGAAAACCUAACAGAGUCUCUCGCAGCCCAGGAUACGCCACUACCUUGUGCGUCUGAACCAAACAAUACAAUAUCGCAAUAUCAGUCUAUACAUGGAUUGUUCUCAAAAUGGUUGAGUCUUCUGCAAACAGGAGCAGCAGCCGAAGCUGGAAAUGAUAUCUUGGAAAGGCCACCUCAAUUAGACCAUCUGCCAGAACAAAAAGCAACCAAGUCUAAGGAAAGAGGUCAGAUUCUAAAGUUGGUUAUGUGCUACUUUCUGGGGCUGGAUGCAACAAUAACGGUUCCACUACUAAUAUUCAUUCCUCUCUACCUAGCUGUGAAUGUCAAGUAUGGCGGCCAAGUUUCACGAGAAUUGACUCCCUUGUGGAUCGUAGGUCCCCUGAUUGUAGCUCUUUAUGUUAAGCUGCUUCGGGGGAUUUUCGCUCUAUAUGUUUUCUCCUUCAAGCAAUCGGUUAAGGUGGUAAAAAACCUGCCAACAUACUACUCAAUAGCAUGCAACUACUUAGCUGAAGGUAAGCUUCAAGCUCAAUUUUGGCAACCAUUUAUCAAUGUAAAAGGCAUGGACCACAAAGAGCUGUCAACAAGCAAAUGGAAGGUAGUUCAAGAGUGGAUGUAUGAGAAGUACCUUGAUUUCGUGGAAUCGAUCUGGCCACACUAUUGCAGAACAAUAAGGUUUUUGAAGAGAGCUAAUCUUAUGUAAUACUUAUAUGGUUGUACCAAUGGGUAAGUGUUCUGGUUCGAAGGGAUUGGGCUAAAUUCAGACGAUUGUGAAUAUGAGGUGCAUCUCCUAGUGAACCUACCAUCUUCCGGCUCUCAUUCUCUUUCAUCUUGUUGUGCGUCUUCUGCAGUACACUGAGGAUCUUAGGCGAAGUUUAAUGUACCCCUUUGUUAUUAAUAUUUAUUUUUAGAGGUUUAUGUUCUAAAUUUUUUUGCGCCUUCAUAUUGUGGAGGAUUUCAUUUUGACUUUAGCCAUCAGUAUCAGUAAUUCACUCCUAUGGAGCUCAAAAAUCACCCCCUAAGAUAUUUGAAUGAGCAAAGCUUGGUUUAUGUUUCA